Erinaceus europaeus (western European hedgehog) is the source of this 1501-nucleotide messenger RNA. It is a transcript of the gene RSU1, whose product is annotated as Ras suppressor protein 1. Lineage: Eukaryota; Metazoa; Chordata; Mammalia; Eulipotyphla; Erinaceidae. The transcript is spliced from 9 exons. Gene Ontology annotation, molecular function: protein binding. The record is from RefSeq and is a predicted model, not a curated record. Bases 162 to 995 code for a protein of 277 amino acids.
GGCGGGGCGCGGGCGGGGCGCGGGCGGGGCGCGGGGGUGGCUGACAGCUGAGGUGCGCCUGCGCGGGGCGGCGGGACAGGGCGUGUUCCGGCUGGAGCCCGUGGAGCCCGUGGAGUCCGAGGUCCCCGCCCAACGCGCUACAGGUGCUGCCGGCUGUGAUCAUGUCCAAGUCGCUGAAGAAGUUGGUGGAGGAGAGCCGGGAGAAGAACCAGCCGGAAGUGGACAUGAGUGACCGCGGCAUCUCCAACAUGCUGGACGUGAACGGCCUGUUUACCUUGUCCCACAUCACGCAGCUCGUCCUCAGCCACAACAAGCUGUCAACUGUGCCACCAAACAUCGCAGAACUGAAGAAUCUAGAAGUGCUGAACUUCUUUAAUAACCAGAUCGAGGACCUGCCCACACAGAUCAGCAGCCUGCAGAAACUUAAACACCUGAACCUGGGAAUGAAUAGAUUAAGCACUUUGCCUCGAGGAUUUGGCUCUCUUCCAGCUCUGGAGGUCCUUGAUUUGACUUACAACAACUUGAAUGAAAAUUCUCUGCCCGGGAACUUCUUCUACCUUACCACCCUGCGUGCACUCUAUCUAAGUGACAACGAUUUCGAAGUCCUGCCACCCGAUAUUGGGAAGCUCACAAAGUUGCAGAUACUCAGCCUCAGGGAUAAUGACCUGAUCUCGCUGCCCAAGGAAAUCGGGGAGCUUACUCAGCUCAAGGAGCUCCACAUUCAGGGGAACCGCCUGACCGUGCUGCCCCCAGAGCUAGGAAACUUGGAUUUGACUGGUCAGAAGCAGGUUUUCAAAGCUGAGAACAAUCCCUGGGUCACCCCCAUUGCCGACCAAUUCCAGCUUGGUGUGUCCCAUGUGUUUGAAUAUAUCCGUUCUGAGACCUACAAAUACCUCUACGGCAGACACAUGCAGGCCAACCCGGAACCACCAAAGAAAAACAAUGACAAAUCGAAAAAGAUCAGCCGCAAACCCCUGGCAGCCAAGAACAAAUGAGACAUUGCCAGGAGCCAGACUGGGGGUCUCUCCUUGCUCUCCUUCCCCACUAUCUUGUGACUCUCACCCACAAAUAGACACAGUAUGCGUGUGCCUUUUAAAUUUUUCUCUGUACUUUCUCUUUCUAGUGUGUACCACCCUACUUUGGGCAGGUGGCAAGGUCUUUACAAACUCUUGAAACCACAUCUCUGUUUCAUUAAGAUUGCCAAAGGGCAGGAAGCUCUGAUGCACCUGCAAAUAACACGGUAGGUAAGGUCUUAUGCCUUGAAUGUAGAUGUUCACAGAGUUGCCUGUGUUCAAAAGAAUGAUCAAAAUCAUGUAAGCAUUUCACUUUCACAUUUAACACUCUCCACCCUUCUAUUCAUUCCAAUAAAUCAUGAUUCUGCCUUAAAAUUUUUCCUUUAUCAUGGAGAUAUUCUUUUAAUUUCACUUACAAAUGAUUUUAAUAAAGUCUUGACUUUUGUAUUGCAUGUUACCUCUUGAAGAGAAUAAAGAACAAUCUGAUA